Molecule: messenger RNA, 1613 nt
Organism: Microplitis demolitor
Lineage: Eukaryota; Metazoa; Arthropoda; Insecta; Hymenoptera; Braconidae
Product: deoxyribodipyrimidine photo-lyase
Exons: 4
Coding region: 78-1586 (502 amino acids)
Biological process (GO): photoreactive repair
Molecular function (GO): deoxyribodipyrimidine photo-lyase activity
Source: RefSeq, a predicted model, not a curated record
UCGCGGUUAAAACUUUUUUUUAACCUCAAAUUAUUGUUGUCAAUAUUUAUUUAUACAAAAAAUAAUAAAUUUAAAAAAUGUCUGAGCCCCAGAAAAAAAAAUUCAAAUCGUCGAAUUUUAUUGACGAACUCGAUCAAAAGAGGAAAAAUACUGCAAGUUCAAUUUUGAAUUUUCCAUUCAUUAAAAAGCGCGUAAAAGUAUUGUCUGCCGUCGACGAAGUCGCUAAAAAUUCAAAGGGAAUUCUUUACUGGAUGUUUCGUGAAGGCAGGGUUCAAGAUAAUUGGUCAUUUUUAUUUGCUCAAAAACUUGCGCUAAAAAAUAAAUUACCGCUACAUGUUUGCUACUGCAUUUUACCAAAAUUCCUUGACGCAACUUUGAGACACUAUAAGUUUCUCGUUGAAUCACUUGAAGAAGUAUCAAAUGAUUGCAAAGAUUUGAAUAUCAGCUUUCAUCUUUUGCAUGGAACUCCCAAUGUCGUUGUUUUGGAUUUGGUUAAAAAACAUAAAAUGGGCGCGCUUGUUGUUGAUUUUUUUCCACUGCGAGUUCCAAGCGGUUGGGUCGAAGAUUUGAAGAAUUCAAUUCCUAAAGAUGUGCCUCUUUGCCAGGUUGACGGACAUAAUUUAGUGCCUUGUUGGGUAGCAUCAGACAAAUUAGAAUACGGAGCACGAACAAUAAGAGGAAAAAUAAACACAAAGUUACCUGAGUACUUGACUGAAUUUCCGCCUCUAAUAAAACACCCGCAUGAUAGCGCAUUCAAAAUACCAACGAUCGAUUGGAAAAAUGCAUUGAAAGAUGUCCAAAUAGAUCGUACUGUAGAUAAAGUUGACUGGUGCAAACCAGGAUACAGAGGAGCAUUGAUGGAAUUGGAAUCAUUUAUAACAAAACGUUUAAAAAAUUACAAUACCAAGCGUAAUGAUCCAACAGAAGAUGCUCUCAGCAAAUUGUCACCUUGGUUCCACUUUGGACAGAUAUCAGUACAACGAGUUAUCCUGGAAGUGAGAGAAUACAAGAAGCAGCACAAAGAAUCCGUUGAAAACUUUAUGGAAGAAUCAAUUAUCCGACGUGAGCUGAGUGACAAUUUUUGUUUCUACAACAAAAACUAUGACUCGGUUGAAGGAGCCAAUGCUUGGGCUAUUGAGUCAUUGAACCAGCACAGGAAGGACAAACGGGAGUAUAUUUAUACUCGGGAUGAGCUUGAGAACUCACAGACACACGAUGAUCUGUGGAAUGCUGCCCAGAACCAAAUGGUCAGGGAAGGAAAGAUGCAUGGGUUCUUGAGGAUGUAUUGGGCCAAGAAGAUUUUAGAGUGGACUCCGUCACCGGAAGACGCUCUGGCUUGGGCGAUUUAUCUCAAUGACAAGUACAGCAUGGACGGACGUGAUCCCAAUGGUUACGUCGGGUGCAUGUGGUCCAUCUGCGGUAUCCACGACCAAGGAUGGAAGGAGAGAUCAGUGUUUGGUAAAAUUAGGUACAUGAAUUACAAAGGUUGCGAGAGGAAGUUUGAUGUUAAAAGUUUUGUUAGAAAGUAUGACGGUAAAGUAGUUAACAAGAAAAAUGACAUAUCAAAAAUGUUUAAGAAAAAAUAAUAAAGCUCAAGUAACAUCGGUUCAUAA